Drosophila rhopaloa is the source of this 11099-nucleotide messenger RNA. It is a transcript of the gene nAChRalpha1, whose product is annotated as acetylcholine receptor subunit alpha-like 1. Gene Ontology annotation, molecular function: transmembrane signaling receptor activity; acetylcholine-gated monoatomic cation-selective channel activity. The transcript is spliced from 10 exons. The coding region runs from base 1427 to 3136 and encodes 569 amino acids. Gene Ontology annotation, biological process: monoatomic ion transmembrane transport; nervous system process; chemical synaptic transmission. The record is from RefSeq and is a predicted model, not a curated record. Gene Ontology annotation, cellular component: postsynaptic membrane; neuron projection; synapse. NCBI's taxonomy places the organism in Eukaryota, Metazoa, Arthropoda, Insecta, Diptera, Drosophilidae.
UCAGAGCCCGCGGGUUGAAGAAAUCGUACGCAUCGAGCGAGUGACAAGCGCCGCGUCUCACCAAACAAAGAAAAGCAAAGGCAGAGCCCACAUUAAAAAAAAAAAAAAAAGAAAAACAAAUAAAAAAAACUACCGAAAAACACAUUUAACCUGCUACACUGACACAUAAACAGAGUUAGUCAAACGAAUAUUUUGUAGUUACCAAAAGAUAAAAACCAAAACGCAACAAAAUGCUGCCACGAAUCGCAGGCAAAUGAGCCCGCUAGCCAACGGCUCCCAUCUGCGGCUGCUGCAGAGCAGCGAGUCUGAGCCCGGUCCCGCAUCCGCAUUCGCAUUCGCAUCCGCAUCUGCAUCCGCCUCCGUAUUCGCAUCCUCAUCCGCAUUCGCAUCCGCGUGUCCCUGUGUGUGUGCCAGUGUUCAGCCAAAGCGGACCGCCAGCAAUUGCAGUGUAAGGCGUCCGCCAAUCGCAUUCCAGUAAACUAAUCUGAAAUUGAGUUUCGUUUCCGGUUCCGCCGUGCGUCGCUCAAUCCGUUGGCCAAGUCGGUCGGUUGGUCCGGUCUACACAAGUCGGUCGGUCGGUCACCCAUUUAGACAUUUAGUGCUGCUCAAAAAUUGAUGCCAGCAGCAGCGGCUCUGUAAUCCACAACAACUUUCAUCCUUGCUAACUGGAAUUGCUUCGAACCAUCAACAUCAACAAGAACAACAACCACAACAAAGUGCUGCCAGCAACAAAAACGUAAUCAGGAAUUUAAGCAAAACCAAAACGAAACACACGAAACAGGAAGGAACCCGAGAAAAUGUUUAUGGAAUUGUCAUCGUUAGCGAGCAACUGACGCAACAGCUCAAGGCAUGUGGCAACAGCAACAUCUGCAGCAUCAGCAGCAGCAGCAGCAGCAACACUGAGUGGCAGCAGCAACUUUUGGACAGCGGCAGCAACUAGGGAAGCGGGAGCGGGAACAGCCAACCUCCGUGGUUAGGUGGUGUGCUGCUAUAAAGCAGCACCAUUGCUGCCAUUAAAAUAGACGCCGCGGCGCAACAGCAACGCUGCCGUCGUCACAAUCAACGCCAGCGACAACACCAUCCGCACCAUCGCCAUCGCAGACGACGACGGCGCAGCAGCAACACCAGCGACAACAGCAGCAGCAACUGCAACAGCAGCAGCAACAGCAACAACUGCAGCAGCGGCCUGUUGGGCGCAGUGGGUGUGGCCAUCAGCUGCCCAUUGCUCGCCACACAGCAACUAAUCGACGAACCGGGCAGCAGCAACAACACUGGCGACGACGACGGCGGCGCAGCAGCAGCAAUAACGCAACAGCAACACUGCAACCAGCAACAUCAGCAAAGUGGUCGACGGCGACGCUACGACGGCCUGUCAUCUGUAGGCAAUGCAACGCGCUGUGCAGCAACGGGUUGGACCUGGCCUAAGAUGGGUAGCGUGCUAUUCGCAGCUGUAUUCAUAGCAUUACACUUUGCCACCGGCGGCCUGGCCAACCCAGAUGCUAAGCGACUCUACGACGACCUGCUGAGCAACUACAAUCGCCUCAUCCGACCCGUGGGCAACAACUCGGACCGCCUCACCGUCAAGAUGGGUCUGCGCCUUUCCCAGCUGAUCGACGUGAAUCUGAAGAAUCAAAUUAUGACAACAAAUGUCUGGGUGGAGCAGGAAUGGAAUGACUAUAAAUUGAAAUGGAAUCCGGAUGACUAUGGAGGCGUGGACACGUUGCACGUACCCUCCGAGCAUAUAUGGCUGCCGGAUAUUGUGCUCUAUAACAACGCCGAUGGCAACUAUGAAGUGACAAUAAUGACAAAAGCAAUUCUUCAUCACACGGGCAAAGUGGUGUGGAAGCCGCCCGCCAUUUACAAAUCCUUUUGCGAAAUUGAUGUCGAAUACUUUCCCUUCGAUGAGCAGACAUGCUUCAUGAAGUUCGGCUCCUGGACCUACGACGGUUACAUGGUUGACUUGCGACACUUGAAGCAGACCGCCGACUCGGACAACAUUGAGGUGGGCAUCGACCUGCAGGACUACUACAUCUCCGUGGAGUGGGACAUCAUGCGAGUGCCGGCGGUGCGAAACGAGAAGUUCUACAGCUGCUGCGAGGAGCCCUACCUGGACAUCGUGUUCAACCUGACGCUCCGCCGGAAGACGCUCUUCUACACGGUCAACCUGAUCAUCCCCUGCGUGGGCAUCUCGUUCCUGUCGGUGCUCGUCUUCUACCUGCCCAGCGACUCCGGGGAGAAGAUCUCGCUCUGUAUCAGCAUCCUGCUGUCGCUCACCGUGUUCUUCCUCCUGCUGGCCGAGAUCAUUCCGCCCACGUCGCUCACGGUGCCGCUGCUCGGAAAGUAUCUGCUCUUCACCAUGAUGCUGGUCACGCUCUCCGUCGUGGUCACCAUCGCCGUGCUCAAUGUGAAUUUCAGAUCUCCUGUCACGCAUCGCAUGGCGCCGUGGGUGCAACGCCUCUUCAUCCAGAUCCUGCCCAAGCUGCUCUGCAUCGAGCGGCCCAAGAAGGAGGAGCCCGAGGAGGAUCAGCCGCCCGAGGUGCUCACCGAUGUCUAUCACCUGCCGCCGGAUGUGGACAAGUUUGUCAACUACGAUUCGAAGCGUUUCAGCGGCGACUACGGCAUUCCAGCACUACCCGCCUCGCAUCGCUUCGAUUUGGCCGCGGCGGGUGGCAUCAGCGCCCAUUGUUUCGCGGAACCGCCGCUGCCCUCCUCACUGCCACUGCCGGGCGCCGACGACGAUCUGUUCAGCCCGUCGGGCCUCAACGGGGACAUCAGUCCCGGCUGCUGUCCCGCCGCUGCAGCUGCCGCCGCGGCCGCCGCCGAUCUCAGUCCCACGUUCGAGAAGCCCUACGCCCGCGAAAUGGAGAAGACCAUCGAGGGAUCCCGCUUCAUAGCACAGCAUGUGAAGAACAAGGAUAAGUUUGAAAGUGUGGAGGAGGACUGGAAGUACGUUGCCAUGGUAUUGGAUCGUAUGUUUCUGUGGAUCUUCGCGAUCGCUUGCGUGGUCGGCACAGCGCUGAUUAUCCUGCAGGCGCCCAGCUUGUACGACCAGUCGCAGCCGAUCGACAUACUCUACUCGAAGAUUGCCAAGAAGAAGUUCGAGCUGCUCAAGAUGGGCAGCGAUAACACCUUAUAGCGACCACUUGGGUUCGCGGCCGGCUGGUGGAAUCUGAUCAUCAGCUCGCUGCGGACCCUGUUCGCCGCUCGCGACGAUGAUCGUGGAUAAUAUACGAUGAGCCACACCAUGAGUAUUUCCUCGGCGCUGUACAACACUAACAGCAGCAACGCCAGUGACAGUGGCAGUGUCAUCGGCAGUGUUGUGAAGGGUAUUGUGAGUGGUGUUGGGAGCGCCAACGAAACGGAUGCCACAUGGAGCCCAUCGUAAGAAACACGAGGCGAGUGAAGCGAACAUUGCGAAAUGAAAUGAGAUACAAUCGAAUGGAGGGCAAGUUUUUGGAGCAGUUGAUCAAAAUAUGUAUGUAAUGUAAUGCGAGGGGAAUGUAGUGUUGAUUAACCGUGACAGUGCUGGAUAGCGACGCAAGCCACAAGAUCGGAGCAAAGCGGAGCUUAGUUUGUAAGUUUUUUGAUGUACUCGAUGUAUGAUUGUGUGGGUCGAAGUUCAGGUGGUUUUACGGAUCCCAAUGAUCCUCGGGCCAGUGUUGUAAAAAAAGUAUGGAGUUUUGUAAGUUACAUUGUAUUUUUGAGCGCCAAAAAGUUCCUUGUUACAUCUUUUAGUUUUAAAGUUCCACACAACACACAACAAAAACAAGAAAAACAAAUGAAAAUGUUUUAAAAUUGCAUUUUAAAUUUAAAUCUGACUGCAUGUGUUCAAUGCAUGAGUGCGAAUGCUUGUGUGUGAGACAGCGUGAAUGUGUGCGUGCCAAAAUAUACAUAUGGAAAAGAAAAUCAAUUUUAAUUGUUUAUUUAUUUGUGCAUAUUUUUCACAUUAUUUUUAGCAGAGCAAAAACAAACACAGAAAAAUCGCGCCCACGCUAAAUGGGUAAAAUUAAAAUGCAUAAAAUUCCAAUCUAUUUUUAGCAUAAAUAAGUAAAAUUAAUACGAUAAACUAUAUUUAAUUAGGUAAUAAGUCGUAACUAGUCGUAGCUAAGCAAAUCUAGUAUUGAAUAAAAUUUAAUAUUACAUAAAAAAAACACGAAUUCCGAAAAAUCGGUUCGUAGGAAGCGCGAAAUUCUGAAAUAAAUUUAGUUGAAUGUUGAUACAAGCGAGUCGUCACAUUUUUAAAGCCACACAUUUUUACUAACCACACUGGCAACACACACGUAAAUAUAUUAUAUCGUGCAAGCAUACUAUAUAUAUAUAUAGAGUACGUAUACGUAUUUAUAGGAUUGCAGCUAGUCGAAUCACAUAACAACGGUAACACAAAACAAUUUCAAUUAAAAACACGCACACAAACAGACAAACGCGGAGGAAAACAAGUUACAAUAACUAAAGCCAAUUGCUAUUUGGCCAGCACUUUGUAUAGUUUGAAGCAAUUUAAAUCAAUUAUAUUAUUGCGUAUAAUAAGAAUUCCGUUCAUUCACCCAGCAACUCGUAUUCACGGGACUUUGAUUGUUAUCCCCACCAACUCCAGAUGUUUAUUUUGCAGCUCCAUUCUUCACUCUUUUAACCCGCUGUUUUUUAGUUCCCUGCACUCAUUAUGCAUUCAUCGGAGCAUACGAAACGUUCAGAAACCUUUGGCAAGUUCAAUUUAAAAUAAAACUUUUUAAUUACUUUCAACGGGCCACGCGAGUGCUGUUCUGAGUUCUGAGUUCUCUGUUCCGAGUGCUGGCUUCUGGGAACUGAGUUCUGUGGUCCGAGUCCUAGCUUCUGGUUUCUGGCCAUUCCAAUAGCCUCGGUGCCGCCCUGAAAACACCUUUAAUUUAAAUGCCAAAGCUAACGAAACUCGCCACAAGGUUGACUGCCACGCCCAUUCGCCCUCCCAUUUUUGCCUUUGCGUUUUUAAUUGAUUUUGCAAAAGUUUUUGCCGCUAGAGCCACAAGAACAGUAAACAUUAAGCAAAUGCAAAAGCAAAAGCCACCGACAGAUUUUCACGGAGGUGGUGCGAAAAAUGGGCCGGUGGUGGCAAAAGAGGGCGUGGCGGCACCGCAAGGCAUGCAACAAAUUAAGUGUGGAAUGCAAUUUACCAUUCUAUCUGCACAAGGGUAUGUGUGAGCAGUUAAUAAAGAGCUGAGAGUAAACAAAUACAAACUUACAUAGAAAAAAUUAAAAUCUUAAAAAGAUCAUUUACAAUUUAAAGAAACAUUCCCAAAUUCGGUCUAAGGCUCUAUUUAAAGUCAUUUAAAAUUCUAAAUAAAUUUCGAAGAUGCUCCGUAUACAUUAAGCCAUCUGUUAAGCAUCUGUUAAUAACAAGGCACCUUCAUGUUACCGAAUUUCUCUAUGUGUAUCCAGUGUAUGGCAACAAGAACUUGGCAAGCAUAAGUGAAAUCUGUAGAAACUAUUAGCAAAGAAUGCCGCGACAAACGACAACGGCGACCCUGAGCACCCUGCCAGGGUUGUCAAGCGGCCUGGGUGUUGCUCAUUGUUGCCAGCAGCCUGAAUGUAGCUGAUUCUGCCGUUGGAAAAGACAUUGUGCGUGCGAACCGGCAAAAGUUUAAUUAAAAUUCCUAAUCGAAAAUAUUCAACAUUUGUGAGUGUGAAUUAAUUAAAAUAGUUUUCCAAGCCAACGAUUGUGGCACAGUUUAAGCACACGGAAAAAGCCGAAGAGAAAGUGCAGCAAAGAAAGAGGCAGAGGAUAUAGCAAAUUUAAUACAUUUUAUAAGUGUAGUGCCUAAAAAUGUCUGUAAAAAUUGCCAGGAAAUUUAAUUAUAUUAACUUGCUUUUUAAUACCCACUUAAUUAUUUAUUUUAAUUGUUUUCCAUUAAUACACAUAACAAGAAACACUGACACAAUCACACCAUAGCGAUAAAAAUGAGGAAAACUAAACAGGAAAAUCUAAAUAGCAAAUGCCAUUUUAGGUGUAUUAAAAUGUAAAGUGCAUAAAAAUCAACAGUUAACAUUUUUUAAAUAACUAGCUAUUAAACUAAAAUUAAUAUAAAGCCUAUAAAAUACACGUCGAAAUAUCAUAAAUCAAGUAAUUAAAUAAAAAUGCGUGGACUAAAAUUAGAAUGAAACUAAUGUCACAUUUAAAUUUAAACGAUUAAAUGAACAAUGAAAACAGCAACCAAAUUCACACAAAUACCCGUACAUACAUUACACACACACGCAGCAUCGAAAUAUAAUUGUGCAUCAUAUAUUGAAAGUAUUAAACUGAGCUUAUAAAAUUUAAACUAAAAAAAUUACACACAAAAAGUUGCUUUAAAAAUGGGAAAAAAUGCGAAAACUAUUUGACAACAUUCUCGACUUCCGUUUUGAAAAGAUAAAAUAAUAAAAAAAAGUCUGAAAACAAAAAUAAAAUAUAUAUACAAAACAAAAUACGAAUAAAUACAUAGAAUAUGGAACACAACACAUGACACCUUUUUAAAUGCAAAAACGGAAAAACCACUGACACAAGGCAAAUACACAAAAAACUGACAGCAACAAAUUGUUCAGAAAGGACAAAAUGCAAAUUCAAUAAAAAGCCCGAACACUACAUAUGAUUUAAAUGAGAAGGCAACCCGCAAUAACCAAAUGGAAAAAAUAUAAUAUUUUUUAUAUAAAAAGAAUCCAGUUAGCUUUCAGUUCUUGGUUUUGUUGGGGUCUAAAUAAACUUCAAUCUAGAUCAGCCAUUUUUGGUGUGACCUGUAAAUAUUACAAUAUAUUUAUAUUAAAAUUUGCUUAGGCUUUAAAUAUGAUUAUUUAAUAAGAAUUUUUCAAAUAAUUUAAAUGUGCUGAUCAAAUUUUGUUUUAAUGCAUUGUUAGAUCAACUACUUUAUAGUAAGCUCCUUAAUUUAAAACUAUUUUGUACAAAACUUCCAGCUUAACAAACAUUUUGUUAUAGUUUUAGACAAUCAACUAUUAAUAUAUAUAAAAAAGCAGCAAAGCGAAAUGAAAACAAAGAACUAAUGACAAGUAAAUGGCGUAACUUUUCUGUGAAUAAAAAAAACUAAAUGAGUAAAUCCCCUAUAAACAUUAUGCAUAUGGAAACUUAAUGUCACUUUGGGAAACAAAAAAAACAUAUAAAACUGUUUGCAAGAGAUAAAAACUAGAUGAAAAUCAUUUCAACAAAAAACCAUUUUUGUAAAUUGUUUCACUUGGGAAAUCGACACGCUAAAGCAAAAACUAAAUAAAUAGAGAAAUAAAUGAUAACUCGUUUUACCAAAUAAUGCAAAACACAAGGAAGAAAAAUGAAGACACUCGAGAAGGAAAAUCGAAUUAACGUCAAAUACAUAGAGGUGUAUAUGCUCUCAUUGGUUGUGUUUUUAGGUUAUAAACAAAUAGGUUUGGCUCUGUGUGGGUGUGUGGGCGUGUGAGUGUGCCGGGCACCCUUUGUCCUGCACACACACAAACACAAACACACGCACCGCCCGAACAAACAAACAGGCAAACAAUCGUUCAUUCAAUCACUCAAUCAGUCGGUCCGUCGAUCCAACCCACGAUCGCUCGGACUUAUAGUUGUACAGUUCAUUUUCACAUUGAUUCAUACAAAUUAACGAAUAAAUUAAAUUAACUUAGCUAUUGAAAAGCGGCAGAAAUCACGUUGAUCUGUAUAUUAUGCUAGUAAUGUCAAACAUUUUGAAUUGCCUUUUUGAAUCGAUUCUGUUCAAGUUUUUCUUAGGUUUCUAGCUAAAUGUUUAGUGUGCUUGAUAUACAAAAAAAAGAUUAAGAAACUAAUUUAGGUAAUCGAGAAGAAACCAUGUAAUUUAAAUACUGCCACAAAUAAGACAAAAGGAAAUGCAAAUAGAACAUAUAGAAAAUAUACACAUAUAUGUAUCAUAUAUAUGUGAUACGAGUACGAGUAUAAUGAUAUACGAAAUAGUUAAGUGCAAACAAUUUUCGAAGAGUGUCCACGGAAAUGGAAGGCCGAUUCGAUGCGGAGGAAUAAAGGCCUCUUAAACUAGUCACGUAAGGAUAGAUCAAGCAGAUCGGGGCUCGAAGUUAACAUUGAAGCUAAGUACUAACUAUUUAGGCCACAUACGAAUAACUAUGUAUAUAGCUAAAGUAACCACCACAAGACAAACACACACACACAGCAAUGCAUCUACACAGUUGACGCAGUACAUACCUGUAUAUAUAAAUAAAUAUUGUGAGGCAACCGCCGAUCCAUCAUUGAUCGAUCAUUCAGCAAGCGAAAAGAAUUUAUUUCCAGUACAAUUCAUUUCUCGAUUACAGUUACAGCAGACAACGAACUUGUGUAGUCACAAAACUUAGAUAAAGCACAGAAAAAUCAUUGAGGAAUUUAGUAAAACCACUCAACGGUUGACGAGUGAAUUGCCCUUAUAUGAUGUUUUAGGAUUGCUCUAAAAUUGUGUAGUUGAAAAUAAGUACAGGGGCGAUUUUAAAUCACUUUAAAAACGUGCCUAAAAGAAUGCAAUGACUUGUUUCAGUUUUGAUUCUAUUGACUCUAUCGAACCUUUAGACACUUUUUUAAGAGAUUUCGAAUCGCUAGAGAUUUUUCUCUACCACUCCUGUUAAAAUCGCUUUGCUUUCCAUUUCGAUUGGGGCAUUCAUUCCAGGCUAAAACGUGUUUCAUUUUAACAAAACGAAAACAAUUUUAAGGCCACUCACAUUUAGCACUAACAAAUAUCAUAAUUAGUUAAACGCGAAAUAGUUAUUAAACAAAAUAUAUUAAAACGAACAAAGUGGAAUAACUAAAGAAAAAUAAUUACGAUGUAAACAGGAAAUUGAGGUAUUUGAUAAAUAUGCGGCUUGACCCUGAGAUUCAAAAAACAUAAAAUCGUAUGUCUUCCAAUCAAAGGUCGUCUUUUGUAGCAAACACAACAAGAAUCAAAGUCUGCGUAUUGCUAAAGAAAAACAAAUAAACCAAACAAAUUGGAAGCAACUGUGGAGCUGAUUAAUGCAAAGAUUAAACAAAUGUUUAAAGAACAAACGCCCACACAAAUAGAAACUCACACCAACAAACAGACACACUCUGCACUGCAAACUCAAUUAGCGAAUAAUCAUUGCAUUUCUUAAGGGCUAAUAGGAAAACCAUAGAGAACACCUUCAUCGGUUGACACGUAGUAUUCCUCACUCUCUCUCUCGCUUGAACUCUGACCCAUUUUGGUUACCAGCAACUAAUCAAGUACCUGACAAUAGAUGAACUACACUUCUUCAGAAUUUCUAAGCACACCACAUCAAUCAAGUCCCAUUAAAGCUCGUCUUGUACAUAAAGUUGCCGAAUGUUUAAUUCGAUUUGGCUAACAAAUUUCCAUGAAGUUGUCUAGAAGAGAGGCAAAUCAACAAAUACAUAAAUUAAUUCAUUAAAAACGGUUUCAAUGACAGCUAGCAAAUUUAGACACUGACACAAAAGAACACAUUUCAGAGCAAUUAGCAUUUUCUUCAUGAUUUAUAGCAGCCAUUUAUUGCUUUCUUACGUACAAAUGGAAAACCAGACUACUUUUGUAAAAUAUUUCUUCAGAGUAAAGGCAAAAACAAUUUUUAGGACCUUGCGUUUUUACUAUUCUCAAUUAUUAAGGGUAGCACAGAAAUCGCUGGUGACUUAAAAACAUUUAUUAAGGUGUCUUGUAGUAUGCAAUGAUUAAUUUGGAUUGGAUAUUGAAAAUUAAAACUCAAGCUUUUCCAGCGAUUUCUGUGGCACUCCCGAAAAUUCCAUAAACAACAAAUUUUCAGGAGGUUUUCGAAUCGUUGACAUCAUAAAUUCGCAGAUUUGCAAGCAGCACAAAACACACACACACUCUCAGACUUACUCACACACUGAUCCACGAAAAUACUCAAAUAUUUAAUGCUUGUAUGUAUGCGUUUCGUAUGAAUCCGUGUGAAAGGCAUUGCAUGUGUGUGUGUGCGAGAUAAAGCAAAAAUCAAAUGUGUAAAUUCAUAUGCUAUAAAUCACCCGAGUAUGUAACAGUUAUACUAACUAUAUAUUUGAGAGUAUAUAGUACUUAGAGGUAUACAUUAUGCAUAUACACCCAUAUGUAUAUUUUUUGUAUUAACUGUUAGGUGCCGUUAGGAUUAAGUGCUUCCGUUGCAAGUUUUGUGUAUAUUUUCUUUAAAUUCGUUCGAUCAAGAUAUGAAAACCAAAAGUAAAUUUUAGCGUCAAGAUUUUUAACUCAAAACAAAUCAAAGAAAAUGGCAAAUCUUAAAGUCUUGCAACUCACUGGGGAAAACAACACCACGAAUAUUAAAGUUAAAGGUAAAACGCCCACGGGCUAAACUAACGACAAUUUGCUCAAAAAAAAAAAAAGGAAACUAAAACCAAAUGUAUUAAUAAUAAAUAUACAUACAUAUACGCAGUAAACUAAAGCCAGAUAUAAUUACAAGUAUGUCUAAACAUUUAGUUAGGCGUCCCAAGCGCUCACUAAAAAUUCUACACAAAAAUCAAUUUUGACUAAAUUGAAAAUUUAGUUAAAUGGAAUCGCAUAACGUAAGUAAGCUAAGUUACGAUAAUCCAUAAACAAUUUAUGUAAAAUACUUGCAACUAAGAAUAGGCUAAGCUAACUUUGACACUGCAAACCAAUGCAAGAUCAGCAACAAGCAACCUAAAGAGAAGGUACAUGGAAAAUUUGUGCAUCAGUAAUUCAAAUAAAUGUGACACAAUACUUAAACUUAACCGGAAAAGCGUUGCAUUUACAUUUCACAUAACAAAUACAUGCGUAAAUAUAUAUAAAAUAACUAUAUAUAUUAUAAAUAUAUAUUCGAAACUCUCUUGAACAACAAAACUGCAAACAUAUUACAUAACAAACCGAAACUAAAUAAAUUACACUCACGCGCAGCCAGCAAGCAAACAAUUGAACAUUAAAAAUUGAUCAAAAAUUAACAGAUCAUAACAAACUAAAAAAAAAAAAAAAAAAAAUUAACAAAGUCGAUAGAAGAAAAAUGAAUAUGUUGACUAACACAACAAUAUAAAACAAGAAAUGCAUUAACAAUUUAAAUGUAAGACACUAAAUAACGAACUUAAGCUAAACGCAAAACAAAUUGAAAUAAUAGCAACAAUUGCGAAAAAUAACACUAAAAUUGAAAACAAUUAAAAAAACGACAACACA